CUGCUGGAGAACCGUUAUCCCUGAAACCGCCCGGCACGCACUACGGCAAGAACGGCGGCAAAGCUGGUGGCUAGUAACAGACGGCACGUCGGAUAUUGAAAUACACUUGGAGGCCCGUUCUACUACAGCUGCUACCAACGACUGAUAUACCUGCUCACCAGUGCACUCUUCCCAUCAUUGAUACCGCCCUGCUUGAACUUUGCAGGAAGAAGUUUUCCGCACCCAGGCUUCGGACAAUGACUGUUGCAGGGUGCCGUACUACGCGCCACACUGUUUUGCGUCGGAAGGGCGGUUUCAGUGACCUUUUGGUCGUCUGGCAGAAAUGAUCAAGCUAAGGCUAGAGCCACGAUAUGGUACAUGGGCGUUCUUCCAGCUUCAAAAUCGGAACCUUGUAACGACUCUUUAUCUCCCUACUCCGACCAUGUCCGACAUGAUAGUUUGGCGACCAGAAGAUGAUCCAAACAUCAGACCCCCACUUCAGGAAGGCAAGGUGAAUAGGCCAGACAUACUCAAUAUGAUUGAGACGUCAAUCGACGGACUGAGUGGAGAGCUGAGGAUGCUAAGUCUCGAUAUCCAUGACCAUCCAGAGCUGAUGUUUGAAGAAAAAUAUGCCCAUGACGCAUACACUGCGUUCAUGGAAAAACAUGGUUUCACAGUUAUCAAAAAUCAUCAUCUUGAGACUGCCUGGGUGGCUACAUACACUCAUGGACGGGGAGGGCGCGUUUUGGGUAUCAACUCUGAGAUGGAUGCGCUCCCUGGAAUCGGACACGCUUGUGGACACAAUCUUGUUGGGGUAUCUGGAGUGGCGGUAGCCCUUGCAGCUAAAGCUGCCAUGGAGAGGCUGAACAUCGAUGGAAAGGUGGUUCUGCUCGGUACACCUGCCGAGGAGGGUGGCCUUGGCAAGGUCAUACUGUAUGAAAAGGGGGCAUACGACGAGAUGGACGUGUGCCUCAUGUCCCAUCCCACACCUGGCCCCCGCCAUUUCAUUAGUUUAACUAACUGCUUGGCUUGUUCUUUCAUCACUGUAAAGUAUCAAGGCCAUACUGCUCACGCUGGGUUGAGUCCUUGGGAGGGAAAAAAUGCACUUGAUGCGGCUGUCCUAGCAUAUAACAACGUCUCUCUUCUUCGUCAGCAGAUUAAACCUACUCAUCGCGUGCACGGCAUCUUUGAAGGAAAUAAUUGGGCUCCAAACAUCAUCCCGGACCAAGCAACAAUGAAGUGGAUAGUCCGCGCUCCCACGACGUCAGAGAUAGAAGACACCAGGCGGCGUGUUACUGCCUGUUUCGAAGCAGCUGCACUUGCAUCUGGAUGCAAAGUCCAAAUUACGGCUACACCGACAAUCAACGAAGUCACGCAAAACAAAGCACUUGGUGAUGAGCUUGCCGACGUUGUUCUGAAGCGUUAUGGCGCUAUAGAUUACGAAUGGGGUAUCAAGAAUGCUUCUACUGAUUUUGGGAAUAUCUCAUACUUGAUGCCUGGUCUUCACCCUGGUUUUUCCAUCCCGACCAUUCCAAAUGGCGGAAACCAUACCCUAGGAUUCACGGAAGCCGCACGUUCCCAAGUAUCCCAUGACGCCUGUUUGGUGGUUUCGAAAGCACUUGCGGCCGUAGGCAUGCGAGUGUUGACUGACGAGGCGUUCUUCCAGAAAGUGAAGGACACAUUUGAAGAAGAUAAGAAACUAAGAGUGUAGCUGCUAAUCUUUGAUGGGGUUGCCCUGUAGGAUCAGAAGGAAGAAUUUGUGUAUGUCGAACAUGUUUAUAUCGAGUAUGUUUCUUCAGCUCUUUAGCUGACCUCCAAUGAUGAACACAUGCAUGAUGAAUUUGUCUUUAAAA
Molecule: messenger RNA, 1832 nt
Organism: Suillus discolor
Lineage: Eukaryota; Fungi; Basidiomycota; Agaricomycetes; Boletales; Suillaceae
Exons: 14
Coding region: 323-1690 (455 amino acids)
Molecular function (GO): dipeptidase activity
Source: RefSeq, a predicted model, not a curated record